Hirsutella rhossiliensis is the source of this 4497-nucleotide messenger RNA. RefSeq names its product ABC transporter domain-containing protein. Gene Ontology annotation, molecular function: ATP hydrolysis activity; ATP binding; ABC-type transporter activity. The record is from RefSeq and is a predicted model, not a curated record. The coding region runs from base 1 to 4497 and encodes 1498 amino acids. NCBI's taxonomy places the organism in Eukaryota, Fungi, Ascomycota, Sordariomycetes, Hypocreales, Ophiocordycipitaceae. Gene Ontology annotation, cellular component: membrane. Gene Ontology annotation, biological process: transmembrane transport. The transcript has 8 exons.
AUGAUGGACAACAGCACGCUCCUGCCGCUGUCCGCCGCUGCGCUGGGCAUUACCUGCCUCGCCACAGUCCCGGGCGCCCUUGCCAUCCUGACUCAAAUCCGCAACCGCACUCCCAAAGACAACUUCUACCAGGACGAAGACGGCACGAGCACGCCCGAGGCGCUCGCUGCCUUCUCCAACAAGGCGCCCAAGACCGCCAUUGUUGUCUUGUCCAUACUCGGCUUCGCCUCCCUCACCGCUGUCUCCAUAUUGACCACCGUUGACUCGAGCCAUCACGGGCUGUUCCUCGAAACCUGGCUGGCCACUGCCUCGUGGGCCGCUGUGCUGCUGCAAGCCAUCUUCCUCGCGGCCCAUCAUUCCCCCGUCCAGGUCCACGACCUCGGUCUCUGGGCCCUUCUCUCAUGCCUCAUCACCCUUCCAGCUACGGUUCUCCAGGCACUCCGUGUUGGUCACGAGCGCAUCUCUCUGACUCUCCGCAUCGUCAAUAUUUGCGCAACUACCCUUCUCCUCAUCGCUUGCAUCUCGAUCCCCCGCCGUCCCCAUGUCUUUCACAAAGGCCGGCAGGUCGAUGCUGAGUGGACCGUCUCGGCCAUCAACAGGUACACGUGGAGUUGGGCUGGCGCGCUCCUCAAAGUUGCCUGUAAGAAAGGGGACCUUGAUGAGAAAGAUAUACCCCGACCCGACCACUUUAUUCGGGCCGAAAACCUCGUCUCGGCGUGGACAAAGGCGAGCCAUCAUGGCAGUCUCCUGCGGUCAGUCCUCCGAGCUUACGGCCGCCGUCUCGCCCUCCAGUGGGCCAUAAUCGUGGGACGAUGUAUUCUGGGCAUUGGUCCCUUCUGGGCCAUGUUGCGGCUGGUCCAGUUGCUCGAGAAAAGGGGUUCGGUUGAAUUGCCAGCUAUGGAGCCCUGGAUCCUUGUGAUCUUCAUGGGAGCUUGCAUCUUGGCUGAUCAGUGGAUGGAUGGCUGGGUCAUCUGGUACGCCAUCACCAGGUUGUGCAUACCCGCUCGAGGCCAGCUCUCGGCCCUUAUCUUCGAAAAGUCCCUGCGGCGCAAAAACGUACGGGCUGCCGAAAAGAGGCAGGACGACAACAAUCCUGAGGAUUCCAACGUCACCAAGUCUCGUCAGGCAGUCGUCAACCUCGUGGGCGUCGAUUCCAAACACGUUGCCGAUUUCCUCGUGAUUCAAUACUACAUCAUCAACAGCGCCGUUAAGCUUGUCAUUUAUUCCGCCUUCCUUGUCCAGCUGAUAGGCUGGGUGCCGUUUGGGGCUGGCAUCCUCGCCUGGGCGCUCGUCCUCCCUGUCAACGCGUGGCUUUCCAAAAUCUACAUGAGGGCAGAGGACACCCUCAUGAAGACUCGCGACAGGAAAUUGGCCGUCGUCAACGAAGCUUUACUGGGGAUGCGCCAGAUCAAGUUUUCUGCGCUCGAGAAACAGUGGGAGGACAAGAUCACCAAGAUGCGUGAGACAGAAAUCGGGGACAUUAGGCGAGUCUUUGCUGCGGACUCGGUCCUAUUCUUCUGCUGGAUAGCGAGCCCCAUUCUCCUGGCUGCGGCAUCGCUAGCCGUCUACGCCUCCGUCCACGGCGCUCUGUCUCCCUCUGUCGCUUUUGUCAGUGUCGGUAUUUUCAAGAGCUUAGAGGUCUCACUGUCGGCUAUCCCGGAGUGCCUUGCGAGCGGACUGGAUACCCUCAUCUCGAUCCGUAGAAUCGAGACCUAUCUGAACGGCCCAGAGAUAGAAAAAACGCUAUCGGAGGGCACUGGCGUUGCCUUUGUGGAUGCUACAGUUGCCUGGCCUGUUGACGAGGAGGUACCGGACGAAGAUCGGUUCAUUCUGAGCAACGUGAACCUGUCAUUCCCUGCUGGAGAGUUGUCCGUCAUCUCUGGUAAGACGGGCACCGGCAAAAGCCUGCUCCUGAGUGCGCUUCUCGGUGAAGCCGACCUGUUGCAGGGAACAAUCCUCAUGCCCUCGACUACACCACCUCUGGAACGGAACGACGAUAUGGCUCAUCCUGGCAACUGGAUUCUCCUUGGCUCUGUGGCCUACGUUGGGCAGAACCCCUGGCUCGAAAGCGCCUCGUUUCGCGACAACAUCCUGUUUGGGCUGCCCUUCUUGGAGGAUAGGUACAACAAGGUCCUUCGAGUUUGUGCUCUCAAGAGAGACCUGGCAAUCUUGACAGAUGGCGACCAGACCGAGCUAGGCGCCAACGGAGUCAACCUCAGUGGUGGUCAGAAAUGGCGUGUAACCCUGGCCCGCGCCAUUUAUUCUCGGGCAGAGAUACUCAUCAUGGACGACAUCUUCAGCGCCGUCGAUGCUCAUGUUGGCCGUCAAAUCUUCGAAAUGUGUGUGACAGGCGACGUGUGCAAAGGCAGGACCAGAAUCCUCGUCACUCAUCACGUCGCCCUGGUCCAGUCCGAGGCCAAAUAUCUCGUCGAGUUGGGAGAGGGCACGGUGUCGCAUCACGGUCUCACGUCGGACCUUGCCGAUGACGGCACUCUGCAGACCAUCAAGCUCCACGAGCAACCCCGGAAGGAGAUUGAUGUAGAAGAGACCACGGACAAUUGGGAGGCUGGACGAUCCGAAGAGACGUCGCCUACGGUUUCGUCCAAGGGGGCCAAGCAGUUCGUGGCAGAAGAAACCCACGAGAAAGGCAUGGUGAAAAGACACGUCUACGCAACAUACAUGAAGAGCAGCGGCGGCUUUUUUUUCUGGAUCGUGUGUGCGGUUCUCUAUGUCACCUUCGAGGCCGGUAACUUGGGACGUAACUGGUGGCUGCGAAAAUGGACCGACGAACCUCGCGAGCAACAUGCCUCAACCAGCCCGGCCCAUGAGCACGGCAUGGCUUACGGUCUAUCUUUGCAGCACAGCACGCAGCACGCCGCUUCGCAUGCGCACCCAGCCGAAGCCGCCCACAAGCCUCUGUCCUUUUAUCUAUCCGUCUAUGUCGCCUUGGCGGCCGGAAGCGCCAUCAUCGGAACAUUUCGCUUCUUGUGGUCGUUUGUCAUGAGCCUCCAGGCCAGCAGAGCGCUGUUCAAGAGAAUACUAUUCACCGUAAUGCGGACCAAACUCCGAUGGAUUGACACGGUUCCGGUCGGGCGUAUCCUCAACCGACUGACGGCCGACUUUGAAGUUAUCGACAACCGCAUCACCAUAGACUUGGGUUUUCUCUUCUGGCGACUGCUGGGCCUUCUCGGUGUUUGCGUCGCUGCACUGCUCGUUUCCAUAUAUAUCCUUCCCUUGGCUGUCAUCCUUAUAUUGAUAUCCGGCGUUGUCGGAAAAAGAUUCUUGGAUGGGGCGAGACCGGUCAAACGCCUUGAAAGCACUGCCAAGUCGCCUGUUUUCGAACUGUUCAACGCGGCGCUCGCCGGCGUGCCGCUGCUCCGAGCGUAUCAGAAGACACAUGUUUAUGUCGAACGCAUGUAUGGCCUCCUCGAUGUCUGGGAUUCCCUCAGCGUAUAUGUCUGGACGCUGAAUCGGUGGCUUGGCUUCCGCAUGGCGCUCCUUGGCACCCUCUUCACUACACUUGUCGGUGCCAUCGUGGUCGGCUCCUCCUUUGUGGAUGCGGCCAUGGCAGGCUUUACCCUGUCAUUCGCCCUCGACUUUUCUGGAAACAUGCUCAUGGCGAUUCGAGGGUAUGCGUCUUUGGAGCUGGACAUGAAUGCAGCUGAGCGCGUGAUUGAAUAUACCGCGUUGGACACGGAAGAUCUCGCCGGUGAAGAGCCUCCUGCUGCCUGGCCAACUUCAGGGCAGAUAGAAGUCAAAGACCUGGUGGCUGGUUACGCGGAUGAUCUGCCACCAAUACUCAAGGGCAUCUCGUUCAAGAUCCUCAAUAACGAGAGGAUCGGGGUCAUUGGGCGAACCGGAGCCGGCAAGUCAUCUCUAACGCUGGCUCUUUUCCGAUUCAUUGAGGCCCGAUCGGGAACAGUCUUUAUUGAUGGACUGGACAUCUCCAAGAUCAAUCUUCACAGCUUGCGAUCCCGCCUGGCCAUCAUCCCCCAGGAUCCCGUUCUCUUCUCUGGUACAAUUCGGAGCAAUUUGGAUCCGUUCAACGACCACACUGACGAGGAGCUGCGUGAUUGCCUUGCUCGAGUGCACCUGAACCUCAACAUCUUCCGCGAUCUCUACAGUGGUAUCUCGGAAUCGGGCGGAAACUUGUCUCAGGGCCAACGCCAGCUUCUGUGCAUUGCCCGGGCAAUCGUCUCACGCCCCAAAAUCAUGGUGCUCGAUGAGGCCACGUCUGCCGUUGACAUGUCCACGGAUACGCUCAUCCAACGCAGUAUCCGCGAGGAGUUUGUCGACAGCACCCUCAUGGUCAUUGCACAUCGCCUCAGUACCAUUGCCGAUUUUGAUCGCAUUCUCGUCCUUAGUGAUGGCAGCGUGGCCGAAUUUGGUACGCCUCGUGAGCUGUGGGACAAAGAGAGUGGCGUGUUCAGGGCCAUGUGCGAGCACAGUGGGGAAAAGGAAAAGCUGAGAGAGGUCAUUGUCGGCAACCGAGAAUGA